This is a messenger RNA of Amphiprion ocellaris (clown anemonefish), 3449 nucleotides long. It is a transcript of the gene bmpr1bb, whose product is annotated as bone morphogenetic protein receptor, type IBb. The record is from RefSeq and is a predicted model, not a curated record. The transcript has 14 exons. The coding region runs from base 840 to 2462 and encodes 540 amino acids. Gene Ontology annotation, molecular function: ATP binding; transforming growth factor beta receptor activity, type I; SMAD binding. Gene Ontology annotation, cellular component: signaling receptor complex; plasma membrane. Lineage: Eukaryota; Metazoa; Chordata; Actinopteri; Pomacentridae. Gene Ontology annotation, biological process: dorsal/ventral pattern formation; protein phosphorylation; cellular response to growth factor stimulus.
AAUAAGAUGAACAAGUACGCAUCUCCAUAGGGAUGGAAGAAACAACACUUACUGGAUCCUUUCUUUUCUAAUAACUGCUCCAUUAUAGACAAUCACACAGCUGAGGGGUGACGGGCAGCACAUACAGUGUCUUGAGUUAUUGUGAGAGUGAGAAAACUUGAUUUCAUGACUUUAUUGAUGCACUUCUCCAAGGCGUCGGAGGUGGGAGCUGUGCGCAAAAACCAAACGAGAUUUGCAACCAGCCUCAAAUAACCCGUGGAAGCCUCCACUUGGAAAACUCUGCCACAAGACAGAAGGACACCUACAAAUAAAAGAGACCGCAGAAGAGUCCAAAUCGAGACAAACUGGGAUCUCGCUGAGCUGCUUCUGACGCGUAAAAGGAGACGACAGGGACAAGUGCAGGAUCUCUGGCUGGGUUCAGUGACAGGAUGCCUUCUGUUCCACUAUGUUUGGAUGAUUCAGGAGAGGGCAGGGGGCAUUUAGAGUCGUACCUGUGAGGCUAGGAAGGAAAUGUGCUGUCGUCAGAGCUUUGCAUUUUAAACCGGCGGGAUAGCAGAAGAUGAAAAGGAUACUGCAGUGACGUAACAGAAGAAGCUGAGUUUGCAUAGAUCAUAUCAGGCUGUCAGAGUGGAGUAGCGCUGGAGGCAGCAAGUGCUGUGGGAAGUUGCUGAGAGCGCAGAGAGGCAGAGUGGCAGUCACUCACAGAGGAGCACUUGUACAGAGAAGAGGCUGAACCUCUUUCUGGAAAGGAUAUCAAGGCCCACUCUCACGCCUCCUUCUUGUUGGUGUGAUCGUUGUGGCAGCACCUCAGGGAUUUGAAGGAAGCCGGCGCUGGCAGGAUGGUGGUGGCGUGGCUGCCUCAGGAUUGGGCCUGGCAGGCUGUUCUGCUGGUGACUGGACUGGCAGCGCUGAGCCGAGGGUCUGAUGCCAACCUGUUGGACACGAUGCUGCUGAAGAACGGAUGGAAGGGCGGAUCGGAACGAAGGGGGGAGGAGAGCAGCAGCAGCACAGCCACGGUUUCAGUUCAGAACAUGCUUUGGUGCUACUGCUACCCACACUGCCCAGAAGACUCCGUCAACAACACUUGCAUGACUGAUGGUUACUGCUUCACUAUGGUGGAGGAGGAGGAGGGAGGUCUUGCAGUUCUGACUGCAGGUUGUUUGCGACUGGCCGGAUCUGAGUUCCAGUGCAGAGACACGUGGAACGCACGUUCGAGGCGAUCUCUGCAGUGCUGCACAGAUCAGGACUACUGCAACAGAGACUUACAUCCUACUCUCCCUCCACUCGUGACGUCAGAUUACGUGGACCGCAGCAUCCAGUACAUGGCUCUGUUCAUUUCAGUGACCGUUUGCAGCAUCAUUCUGGGUGUCAUCCUUGUUUUCUGCUACUUCAGAUAUAAACGGCAGGAGUCACGGCCACGCUACAGCAUCGAUCUGGAGCAGGAUGAGACCUACAUUCCCCCGGGUGAGUCUCUGAAGGACCUGAUAGAACAUUCACGCAGCAUCGGCUCUGGCUCUGGGUCAGGACUCCCUCUACUGGUUCAGCGCACCAUCGCCAAGCAAAUACAGAUGGUCAAGCAGAUUGGAAAAGGGCGAUACGGAGAGGUCUGGAUGGGCAAAUGGAGAGGAGAGAGAGUGGCCGUCAAAGUGUUCUUCACCACUGAGGAAGAGAGCUGGUUCAGAGAGACUGAAAUCUAUCAGACCUUCCUGAUGAGACACGACAACAUUCUCGGAUUCAUAGCAGCUGACAUCAAAGGAACUGGCUCGUGGACUCAGCUCUACCUAAUUACAGACUACCACGAGAAUGGAUCUUUAUACGACUACCUCAAGUCCAACACCUUGGAUGUCAAGGCUCUGCUGAAACUGGCUUAUUCGUCCAUAUCGGGCCUCUGUCACCUGCAUACCGCCAUCUAUGGCACACAAGGCAAACCGGCCAUCGCACACCGAGACCUGAAGAGUAAAAACGUUCUGGUUAAAAAGAACGGAUCGUGUUGUAUUGCAGAUCUGGGACUUGCUGUCAAGUUUAAUAGUGACACCAAUGAAGUCGACAUCCCAACCAACCUCCGAGUUGGUACAAAGCGCUACAUGCCACCCGAAGUGUUGGAAGAGACCCUGAACAGGAGUGAUGUCCAGUCCUUUAUAAUGGCUGACAUGUACAGUUUUGGUCUUAUUGUUUGGGAGAUGGCUCGACGCUGCAUCUCUGGAGGCAUUGUGGAAGAGUAUCAGCUGCCCUAUCAUGACCUCGUUCCAACUGAUCCUUCCUAUGAGGACAUGAAGGAAGUGGUGUGUAUUAAGAAACAAAGGCCUUCAUUUGCUAAUCGCUGGAGCAGUGAUGAGUGUCUACGACAGAUGGGGAAGCUGAUGUCGGAGUGCUGGGCUCAUAACCCGGCAUGUCGCCUCACAGCCCUGAGGGUGAAGAAGACCCUGGCGAAGAUGUUAGAGUCUCAAGAUAUCAAACUGUGACAGAGUCGAGAGAGAUGCUCUCAUCACCCACAGACUUGUCAUCGCCACUGGCACAGGCCACUCACACUGGCCAACAGAAGAAAGGGAAAAAAAGAGGCUGUGAAUGAUAGAACAAAGGAAACUGACGAGGAGGAUGAGUGACAGAGAUAAUGGUCACCACGGAGCCAGAAAAAUGAGGAGCAAAAGAUCUAUUAUUUUGUCAGGGGAGAUGUGCCGUCUCCCUUUGUCUGAGCCGCCUCUGACGUAGUGUUCAGAUUGUGCUUUCUGUGAAAGCUGAGAGUUCGUCGGGUCCAGACUGUCCAGAUGAAGAACCCUCGCAGGAGAGGACUAAAAUCCCUCUGAUCAGUUUGAAACAGAGGAAGCUCCUGCUUUGCUCUUCUGAAGCCAUAUAGCAGUAGAGUGUGGGCAGUCUUUUGUACUGUCACAGCUGCCUUUGUGUGUGUGUUUGCUUUUUUUAUUUGUGAAUCAGUCACCGCAUGCUGUGGUAUCGCAGCAGAAUAUCAAGAGUUCACCGUCAGCUCCGUGACGAAUGGUGAUUGUCAUCCAUCCAAAGAAAUGUCUAAUUCAAGUUCAGUGACCUCAUUAUCAAAGACAUAAUAAUGUUAUUAUUUUAAUAUUAUUAUUAUUACAGAACAAAGCAGACUAUAUUAAAAACAUCUCCCGCAAAAACAAGGAGGAUAUAUUGUUUGUUCUAUUGAGUUUUCUUUAUAGUAUUUCUCAGUAUGUUUUGUUUCAAUAUUAAACUACAAUUCAAGCCUCAGAAUAGCGGUCUUCUUCUCCCUCAUUCAUUCAUUUGUACAAAGUUGAUCUGAAAUCUAUUAAGUAUUUCCUUGCUGGAUGUUGAAAUGUUUUUGAUCUGUGUACAGAAUAUGUCCCGUCCACUCUACCACUACGGCACGUGCCUUAUUUAAUCUGUACAUAUGUCAUUAAGGAGUGUAUGAGUGGAUCUGGAUAACAUUCCCCAAUAAAAACAAAUACAUGUCUUGA